Messenger RNA from Drosophila persimilis, 3821 nucleotides. It is a transcript of the gene Hrb27C, whose product is annotated as heterogeneous nuclear ribonucleoprotein 27C. NCBI's taxonomy places the organism in Eukaryota, Metazoa, Arthropoda, Insecta, Diptera, Drosophilidae. The coding region runs from base 339 to 1604 and encodes 421 amino acids. The transcript is spliced from 3 exons. The record is from RefSeq and is a predicted model, not a curated record. Gene Ontology annotation, molecular function: RNA binding.
UUUAGUGAAUUUGCAGUGCGAAAUCUUUAAAAAACCACAGACGAACACUUGGCACAAACGAAAGUUACGUGUAAACGUCGUGGCUUUUGUUUAGUUAUUUUGAAGGAGAGAAGAAAUUUGGCAACUUUGAAAUCAAUCCAAAAUAUAACAUAACAGAAACCAUAACAGCAACGCAACCAGCAACUAUAACAGUGUAAAAAGUAAAGAAAAACAGUGCGAGACCCAAGCGAGAAGACAUUUUAUUUCUUAUACACCCGUGUGAAUAAAACAGCAGCAAAAUUACGUCAAUUAUUGAAAACCUACCCGGCGCAAUAGCUCACAAUCACCAAAACAACAUCAUGGAAGAGGACGAGAGGGGCAAACUGUUUGUAGGCGGACUAUCGUGGGAGACAACGCAGGAGAAUCUGUCGCGUUACUUCUGCCGCUUCGGCGACAUCAUCGAUUGUGUCGUUAUGAAGAACAACGAGAGCGGCAGGUCGCGUGGCUUCGGUUUCGUCACCUUUGCCGAUCCCACCAAUGUAAACCAUGUGCUGCAGAACGGUCCGCACACGCUCGAUGGCCGUACCAUCGAUCCGAAGCCAUGCAACCCACGCACGCUUCAAAAGCCGAAGAAAGGCGGCGGCUACAAGGUGUUCCUCGGCGGUCUCCCAUCGAACGUAACGGAAACCGAUCUGCGUACCUUUUUUGGUCGGUACGGCAAAGUGACCGAAGUGGUUAUCAUGUACGAUCAGGAGAAGAAGAAAUCCCGUGGUUUCGGAUUCCUGUCCUUCGAAGAAGAGUCGUCGGUUGAGCAUGUGACCAAUGAGCGGUACAUCAACCUGAACGGCAAGCAGGUGGAGAUCAAAAAGGCCGAGCCUCGUGACGGAUCUGGCGGACAGAACUCGAACAACAGCACGGUUGGUGGUGCCUAUGGCAAGAUGAACAGCGAGUGCAGCCACUGGGGACCCCAUCAUGCUCCGAUGAACAUGAUCCAGGGCCAGAACGGUCAGAUGGGUGGUCCGCCACUGAAUAUGCCGAUCGGUGCGCCAAACAUGAUGCCCGGCUAUCAAGGCUGGGGCACCUCGCCGCAGCAGCAGGGCUAUGGCUAUGGCAACAGCGGCCCAGGAUCGUACCAGGGCUGGGGCGCACCACCUGGCCCUCAGGGCCCACCACCUCAGUGGUCGAACUAUGCUGGACCCCAGCAGACCCAGGGAUACGGCGGCUACGAUAUGUACAACUCGACAUCGACGGGCGCUCCAUCUGGACCGUCAGGCGGUGGCAGCUGGAAUUCGUGGAACAUGCCGCCCAAUUCGGCUGGACCCACUGGAGCACCAGGGGCUGGGGCGGGCACCGCCACGGACAUGUACUCGCGAGCCCAGACCUGGGCUGCGGGCGGUCCUUCAACCACUGGACCUGUGGGCGGUAUGCCGCGCACUGGACCCGGCAACUCGGCCUCAAAGUCGGGCUCCGAGUACGACUAUGGUGGCUAUGGCUCCGGCUAUGACUACGACUAUAGCAAUUACGUUAAGCAGGAGGGGGCAUCAAACUAUGGUGCCGGCCCUAGGUCAGCGUAUGGCAACGACAGCUCCACACAGCCGCCGUACGCAGCCUCUCAGGCUGUUUAAGGCGAUAUAGGAACAUGUUGUCGUGUCGCCGUCGUCGUCGUCGUCGUACUCGUCGUCGGUGAAUGAUGAAGAAGACAAAAAAGAUGGUGGUAAUUGUAAGCUAAAGCGUCGUCUGUUCGUUUUUAUUUCAGAUCAGAUCAGUUGUUGAAAUUAAUAUUUAACUCGUGUACAACCCUAAUUUAAAGCAAACACAAAUUUAACACCAGAGAAUAACUAGCGACAAGUCAGAUUCAUAGAUAUAUGUAUAUAUAUAUACAUAUACAUGUAUGUUCUAUAGCAAUGAGUAUGUAAUAAUUCAUAGGCAACAACAACAACAACAAAAACAACAUCAACACUCAACGGAACACACCAAACCAUACCAUACCACAACAUAACACAGCACAGCAACACACAACAUUUCUCAUGCGCCUCCCCCAGAACUCACACACACCGCGCGUACUGUAUAUCCUACUGUAUCCUAAGCCAACAUUUACCUAUACCAACCACCAUCCAAUCCAAUACAGAAACCUAGAAGAACUAACAACCAGAGCCCGUAGGUACCGAUACACAUGGCAUUAACAGAAUAUAGAAUUGUGAAGAUUUAAACGUAAUGAUUUACACGUAUAAAGUUUAGCUAAUUAGAUACAAGAUCAUGGAUGAGAUGUGUGCGAAAUACCAACAAAAGGAAAUAAGAACUUAUAAUUUUAUUUAAAACGUAAACAAGUAAAGAUCCCUUUAUUACUAAAAUUAGUAAAUACAAAUUCGAAAUUGUACAUUUUAAUGCAAAAGCCAGUCGGCCAGCCACCGACUUCGUCGUGUGCCCCACAGCCCAUCCUCUGCAAGAGACAGACCAUACACAAAAUCUCUACCACCAAUUGACAGGGCGACAAGGUGUAGUACCAGUGUGGGAGUUUGAGAAGGAAUUCAAUCCACAAAAACACCAUUGAUAUUCCGAGAACUCCCUGUUUGGUGCUUGCCUUAGCCUUGGGCCAUUCUAUCUAAAAUUGUUUUAUUGCUUGGUGGGUGGAUAGAUGGAUAGGCGGAUUGGGUCGGAGGUUGGUACGAUACGAGAAAGAUACGUUACAAAAUUAAAAAUUUACCAUUUAAAGUAAACAAAACAAAAACUAGCUAAAAGUUAAACUACAUAUAUAAAGAAACCUAAUUGAUAAGCGUAUGUCGUCGUUUACAUCUAAGCGAAAGUUGAACUUGAAACUAGAAUUAUAUAGUGCGUUGGAUUUAUUAUUUAGUUAAAGAGAAAGUGAAAUGCUACCGAUACUGAGAAGGCAGGCGGAAAGUUAGCAGAAGUAAAAUGCUUAAUGGAUAUGAGAUAUGAGAAGCGUAAACCACAAAAAAUACGAAACACACUCUUAACAAAUAUACAUAAAAACUAUAUACAUACAUACUUAUAUACCAUAUAUAUAUAACGAGUAUAUAUACAAAAGAAACGAGAAAAAAGAGUAAAAAAAAGAGCAAAAGGAAACGUAAAUUUAAACAUACAGUUAAUGAUAAUAAAAAGGGAAGCAGGGAGGCAGAGAGGAAUAAGGAUUGAGGACAAAAGUUACCAGAGAUAGGGAAAAACGAUGCUUAAGAGUUGCGUUGCACAUUUUUUUCAAAUUUUCAUCGUUUGCCAAGCAGACAAGAACAACAACAACAGCCGCCGGAAGAGAAGAACAUCAUCUGACGACAACCAGAAGGUGCGAAGGUGUGCGUCACUCUACAAACAACACCACUGAAGAAGAACAACAUGCGCGCACAUCCCACCACCCACCAUUCACUUAAACAACAACUGAAAACCACACUAGCGAGCGAGGCAGAGAGAAUGGAAAGAAAGAAGGGAAAGUGAAAGAUGAAGAAAAAAAGAAAGAAAGUAAAAAGGAAGAAAUAAUUGCAUACAACAGCAAGCAGAAAAACUUUGAUUGAUUAUAUACAUAACAUAUAUAUAUAUCUUUAAUUACUUAUACAUAUUUACUCUUAACUACUUUGCACGCUCCCUUAGUAGGGAGCGUGCGAUGUGUGUGUAAAACAAGAUGAAAGCAAAAACUAUUUUAAUGAUUAUAUGAUUGCGAUUUUACAAUUUAUUAUUACAUACAAACAAAAGAAAGAUAGAUGGAAAGAAAAACCAACAAAAAGCAAAAGGAGAAACACAUAUUAUAUCUAAUACAUUUACCAUACACAUAUAUUAUAUAUAUUCUUAUAUAAAUAUGAAGUAAUUUUUUCUAUUAAAAUAUCAUACACUAA